AUGAUAUACUCGUGGACCGAGCACAAUGCGCCUCUCCACCACCUACCGGCAAUUCCGAAUGCCAACCCGGGCGCGGAAUUCCUACGAGACAAGAAGACGCUGCUGAUUGAUGAAGCCCCCGCGCCCGCGCUAGUGCCCACCGUCGUGCCGAUAUUCGCGCUCUGCGAGGAGGGAGCGGGAGACAGUCGCGCUGACCGAGCGACGGAGCGCCGAUCACGGGACGCAGCGGGGUACACAAACUGGCGGAAGGAGAGCCUCGAGGCGGAUUGCGCCAUCACGACCUACCACAUCCGGAGAUUCUGAACACCAGUACCCUCUGCCCAUGGCAGCAUGCUGCAGGUACAGUGCGUUCGGCACGUCUGCCCCCGCAGGCCUCGGCGAGAGCACGCCGCAGACGGGGCCGAACUGCAGGAAGGUUGCACAGGUGCCAAGCGAGACUCCAGAGGCAAGUGCAGCGCACAAACAGAGUAAUCACUGUCCUUGUUCGACCGGACGGAUUGACGCCCCAGUCUUCUCCAGUGUGAAUUGGCUCCACCGUGGCCAGAAUCUAGAGGUUCCGUCUGGCCACGGACGCCACAGGCGGGGGAACCGCAAUAGAAAUAUGACCUGCAUCCCUACCCAGGUGCGCUGCAUCCCUGUCUUCUUACCUUCGCGGGACAGAGCAGCUGAUGCGACUUCCACAGAACAACAUGGCGAACUCACCGCCCUGAUCAGAACAGAGAAGGUGGCAGAAGCAGGCACCACCGCCGGCGAGAGGCAUAGCGCAGUCUUCGGACCAUUUCCUCUCCCACCGCAAGGCGGCGGACCCGAUAGCGAUAGCUGAGAUGAUAGCAGGCUUGCAGGAGCUCACCAUCCCCCUCCCCCUGCGUCCGACUCCGCGAGCACUGGCAGCGUGCAUGACGAGUACCAAGAUCCGAUAAGCAAGGCGCAUAAUCGAUCCCGAGUGUCCCAGCGCCGAACUUGUGCGCGCCGGUACCAUCACGUGCGGCGCCUCCCGCCGCACAAUGGGUACCGGCGGUCGGGGGCUGAUAU
Fomitopsis serialis is the source of this 1032-nucleotide messenger RNA. RefSeq lists its product as uncharacterized. The coding region runs from base 323 to 823 and encodes 166 amino acids. The transcript is spliced from 2 exons. The record is from RefSeq and is a predicted model, not a curated record. NCBI's taxonomy places the organism in Eukaryota, Fungi, Basidiomycota, Agaricomycetes, Polyporales, Fomitopsidaceae.